Messenger RNA from Solea solea (common sole), 2015 nucleotides. It is a transcript of the gene selenol, whose product is annotated as selenoprotein L. The record is from RefSeq and is a predicted model, not a curated record. Gene Ontology annotation, molecular function: antioxidant activity; oxidoreductase activity. The transcript has 9 exons. Lineage: Eukaryota; Metazoa; Chordata; Actinopteri; Pleuronectiformes; Soleidae.
ACUAUUUCCGUCUAAAUACGAGUUUUGCCAACUCCAGCAUGUGACAGUUUCAUCCGUGUGGUUCUUCUCCGGAGACCGGACGGAACCGGUGACUAUGGCCGCGGAUGUGACCGUGUCCCGGGAGACACUAAUAGGUGCUCUGACCCGGCUCGUCAACCAGAGCAAGGCUCUGCUACAGAAGGCCAAGCAGGACGCAGAAGUCUCCCUGGAGAAGUUGCUUCCACAUGAAAUCACCACGUUGUUUGGCCUCAUGGCAGCUGGCACAGACUUCUAUGAGAGCCUCGGCGUGAAGAAGAAGAGUGACGCAGAGGCCGUUUGGCGGAAGUUUUAUAACCAUGCAGCGGUGAGAGAGCUGGUGGACGAGCUUCUGGAGCUGGAGAGCGAGUGGGACGCGUUCCUGGAGAACGUGGACAAAGGUUUGCAGGUCACCGACAGGAAGCUCGCAGGAGCCAAGAUGGCCGACAGCGUGAGCCCCGACAUGGCGUUCACCGACGCUCGCAGUGGAAAGAACGUGACUCUGGCUGAAUAUCUGGGUCGAGGUCAGAAGCUGCUGCUCGUUCUCCUCAGACAUUUUGGAUGACUACCGUGACGAGACCACUUGGCUGAGCUGGAGGCCAGUAAGGCUGACCUGGAAGCUCGGUCACUGCGGGUCUUAAUGGUUGCUUUUGGGAAGAAGGAGGGAGCCGAGCUGUGGCUCCAGCAGACGGGGUGUACGUUUGACAUGCUGCUGGAUCCACAGAGGAAGGUUUUCAGGAAGUUUGGCCUUGGCUCGUCCUACGCCAAAGUGAUGAAGUUUGACUUUCUGCUGCAUUACUCGGAGUACAAAACUGUGGGCAUAGACUUUCCUGACAUCCCCACUCACCUGCAGGAAGAUCUCUACCAGAUGGGUGGAAACUUUCUGCUAGAUGAAGCAGGACAGGUUCUUCUUUCUCAUCCGUCUAAGACUCCGUUGGACAGGCCGUCCGUGAGGACGAUUCUGGACACAGUGGACGCCGCCAACGCCACGUCAUAACCAUCUGACGCGAACGCAAACACGUCACUGACACCACGGGGGGAAGAGCGGGGCUCUUUGAUGCACAUAUAUGACGUCACAUCUCGCACUCGUGAUGCUGCGAUGAGGUGUGACUGAGGAAAAAACGUACGCAGGAGACGACCGAUCUUCUCUUUUUUGGUGUCAGUGUUUUGAUAGCUACAUUUUUAAAAUCCUCACCACUUGAAUUCAAUAGAAAUAUGUUAUUUAAUGAUAAAAUGCAUUGAUUUGCUUUAGCAAAUCCAUAAUAUGAGAGAAUAUGGCGCUUAUUAAGACAUUAUUAAGUAUUACAACGAUUAAUGGAUUACUAAAUGAGUCUUUUAGUAAUGUCUGGCUAUAUGUUCAGUUUGAUUGUUUUUUAAAACGAUUAUAACAAGUUUUAUGAUUUUUCAGCUUCUUAAAUGUGAAUAUUGUCUGGUUUCUUUGCACCAAAAAAGAAAACAAGAAAUCAUUAAAACUGAAUAAUUUUGAUUUUGUGGACAAAACAAGACAUUUGAGAACAUUAACAUCAGUUUGGGAAACACUGAUCAACAUUUUUCAACCUUUUUUUGGACUCAACUGCGAAAAUAAUCGGAAGGUUGAUCGAUCAUAAAAAGGAUAGUAAAUUUCACCCCUAAUUCAUAUAAAACAUGGAAACAGUUAUUUUCUGCAUUGCUGCAGGUCUGAUCUUUCCUAUCUAAAAUAAAAUAGUAAUGAACUUUGAAUAAAAUCAGAUAUUUUCACAUAUUAUUCAGACAAAUUUAUUGUAUUUACAUGUUUUCAAGUAUUUAAAUGUGCCGUAAUGGGUUUUGAUUUAGCUGUAUUUUGAUGAUAGAUGAUAAUAACAUUGCUAUUAUGAUGAGAUUUACUGGAAAUAUUACCAUGAAACUGCCUUUCAGGGUCAAGCAGACAAGAAAUUUGGGCGAUAAGAAUAUGGAACAAUUAUGCUGUCAUGUAAACCAUCUGAACCUUGAGCAAAGAUUUAUUAAAAACAUUUACAUUCAGA